Molecule: messenger RNA, 6387 nt
Organism: Rhagoletis zephyria (snowberry fruit fly)
Lineage: Eukaryota; Metazoa; Arthropoda; Insecta; Diptera; Tephritidae
Molecular function (GO): nucleic acid binding
Source: RefSeq, a predicted model, not a curated record
UGGUUUUGUUGCGAUUUAUUUUUUAUUAUACAUUAUUUUUUAUCAAAUUUUAUUUUUAUAUUUUCUCUGCAGGUCGUGGAAUACAGAUAGUACAAGCCAGCGGAGAUUAUAUAUAUAAAUUUUACCUAUGUUGUAAAUUAAAUAUUUUAUGUUUCUUUUAUUUACGUUUCAUCAUUUCCUGUAAUAGAUUUAAGAAAUAUUUGUUAGCAGUUCACCCUACGUCUUUGCAACCCUGUGCUUGACGUUUUACUCUCGCCGUUGUUUGCUGUAGCCGUUAGUUCGUUGCUAUAAGUCUAUAAAUUGGCUCAUCUCUAAAAACGGGAAACAUUCUACAAUUUUCUUAAGCGGCGCAAGCAUAGGGAGCGCAAACUGAGAAAUAAACGUUUGUAAUAAAUUCAUAUCAUUCGAUUGAAAUAAAUAGUUUAAAUUUCUAGCUUCCUUUCAAAUACUGCGUGGCGACAUCUUUAUUUCUCAGGUUUAAUAUCGGGAAUCGACACGAUUCCACUUGGCCGCCGCUAUUAAGUCACAAGAAAGAAUUUCCGAAGCCGCCCUUUUCAUAUCAGUAAUCGAAGAAAUUCCACUUAGCUGCCCACAUUAGGAUUGAACUUUGCAAUCCUUUAGAAGCCGCCAUCGUUAAAAUUGCAAAACGCCAAUAAUUCGCGACCAAUUAAAAUGCAGCGUUCGCCAGUACGCCGUAGUCCACGUCUUCAAUCGGAGGACCUUCACAAACACAGGAGCCAUCGCCAAAGUUACUGAAGCAUGCAACAAAACCACUGAAAUACCAGCCAGUGCUAUCAUGAUGAUCCCCACAGUCUCGGCAGUAGUAGCAGAGGCAUCAAUCGCCAAUGCAUCCCAAAGCCUCACUGCCGCCGCAGUCACUACAACGGUACCAUUCCGCACUCCAGCUGCACCAGAUGACAUCAGAAGCGUAGUGCACUGUACAUAUACUAGCGCUCAGGCCAAGGCUCGGCCCUUGCAACAUCGCCACGCCAACAGCAACCAACACAGCUAUACCAAUUCUUGCAAGUGCGCCGACAACUAUUAACGCCACCAAGGAGAGCAUGCUUUUUCUGAUGCAAAGACAAAUCGCUAACCUAGAACUGCAGCUGAAACAUGUACAAGCCAGGAUAGCAGAGAGUGAACACCAACACCAAAGACUGGAGCCCUCCGCCAUAACAUCAUCUGCCUCGUCGUAUUCCAGACAAUUAGAUGCAAAGGAUUUCGCUGUAGCGAAUAACGCUUCUUCCACCUUUUCGCAUAACGGUCACUCAAGUCACGUAGUCACACGACAUAACAGGACAUCAGGCAUGCAAAGUUACAUCGGAACGAUAGCUAAUUCGUUAAAUUGACUACAAUAUACCGUCCCGCCAAUAAAAAAGCAAAGCCAUAUGCAUAUGGCGAGCGCAAAUCCGUUAUCAAGCGUAAUUAGUCCUACAAUCACACCGCACUCUGCAUAUAGCCAAACGAUAAGUAACACCCCUCAGAGCGUCCUUCAACCUCCGCGAAAGCUCAUGGACCUGCCAGAAUUUUCUGGGCAACCCGAAGAUUGGCCAGUGUUUUACGCUGCAUACACUGAGUCAACAAUAGCAUACAACUAUUCCAACUUCGAAAACAACCAACGCCUGAACAACUGCCUAAAGGGUAGUGCGAGGGAGAGCGUCAAGUCCCUCUUGAUCCAUCCUAAUAAUGUUGGAGCUAUAGUCGAGCAGUUACGUGUCCGCUUUGGACGUCCAGAAUAACUUGUAAGGAACCAGCUGAAAGCCGUACGAGACAUGCCAUUUGUUUCCGAAGCAGCUAUUGGAAAGAUAGUGCCAUAUGCUACUGCCACAAAAACUCUUACCGUGUUCCUACAGUCCAUCGGGGAAGAAAAGCACCUGGUCAAUCCAACAUUAUUGGAGGAACUAGUGAAUAAAUUACCGCUUAGUAAACGCCUUGAGUGGGCAAGGCAGUCUGCCACGAUUCAGCCGUAUCCUACUAUCAUUAACUUCAGUGAUUGGUUAUCGGAGAUCGCCAGUUUUGUCCAAAUAGUGCAAGAUAGUGAAUUCCGUGAACCCAGAUGUCGUGCAGUGUUGCACACUAAUGGAGAACGCUUGAUAAAAUGCAUCAUGUGCCAUGGUUUACACAAGGUGUCCGAAUGCAAGAAAUUCUCAGAUGCCACCGUCGCCGAAAGAUGGAAGCAAUCCAAACGUCUUCGACUAUGCUUCAGUUGCUUGAACGCAGGUCAUGCCACGCGUGAUUGCCAUCACCGUAAGCAAUGUAUGGUUCAUGGUUGCCAACGGCACCACCACCGCCUAUUACACGAAGGAAACACCAGUCCAUUAGAACCCGUUGGUCCAGAUUCAUCGGGUCAGCACUGCAGUCCUCAGUUGUUCAGCACAAGCUUCCCGUCGUUUAUGGAUUCGGGUGGUUCCAGUGACUCUUUAUGGACCGAGCAAGCAUGUGAACUCAUAUGCACUAUUAGACGAAGGAUCGUCAUUAACGAUGAUGGAUAAAUCGCUCCUAGAGGAAUUGGGAUUGCAUGGUCAAACGCGUGAUGUUGAUAUUCAGUGGUUUGGCGGAAAUGCUGUGAAAGAGCAAGUAGCAGUAUUCAACCUGUAAGAAGCGCCACUUUCUUCGCAACGUCCACGAGGUCGACAAACUUGACUUACCAAUGCAGAGCCUCAACGAAAGUGACAUCCGCAACGCCACCAGAUAUCGACACAAAAUACCAGUGCAGCCUUACGAGAACGUAGUGCCAAAAAUAUUGAUCGGCUUAGAUCAUUGCCAUCUAGGCUUGCCCAGUAAAACUAUGCCGUCACCUUUACUGAUUUAGGUUGCGUCGUGUUCGGUCCAUGCGGUAUUUCUCCGCAUCAGUCCAACGUGCCUCCAUAUCAGCAAUGCUUUCGAUCACCAGAUCCAUAACAUGGUAGCCGAGUAUUUUAGCAUUAAGUCAUUCGGGUUGAAAGCAGCUCCGCCUGUCGAGAGCGCGGCCGAUCAACACGCGAAGAGAAUACUUGAAGAAACUACUAUGAAAGUUGAUGGACGAUUUCAGACCGGGUUGUUGUGGAGAUGUGACAACAUCAAACUGCCCGAAAGCUACAACAUGGCUCUCCAACGCUUAGUCGGUAUCGAACGCAAAAUUGAGCGAAAUAGGAACUUCGGUACAGAGUACCGCAACAUCGUUAAAAUUUACAUUAACAAAAAAUACGCCCGCAAGCUAGAACCGCGUGAAGUCGUAAAAUUUAAUGAAAGGACCUUCCGCAUUUCGCCGUGGCUAACCCACGUAAGUCCGGAAAGUUACGACUUGUCUUCGACGCAGCGGCUACCACUGAUGGAGUAUCUUUGAACUCACAACUGCUUAAAGGACCGCAGCAAUAUCGACCAUUAGUAUCGGUCCUAUUUCAUUUCAGAGGGGGCGCAUUUGCGGUUUGCGCGGACAUCCAGGAAAUGUACCAUCAAGUCCUAAUCCAUCCAGAAGACAGAUGUGCUCAGAGAUUUUUGUGGCGUGUUGGUGACCGCGGGAAGGCGCCGGAAGUCUUCGAAAUGACUGCGAUGACGUUUGGCGCAGCAUGUUCGCCAUAUGCAGUUCACUACGUGAAAGUUAAAAACGCCUUAGAACAUCGCACCCAUGAUCCGCGAGCCAUCAAAGCCAUCACCGAAUACCACUACGUGGACGAUUACGUGGACAGUUUCAAUGCUGAAACACAAGCUGUACAGAUAGCCCAACAAGUCCGAGACAUACACAAGGAUGCUGGGUUCAACCUGCGAAAGUUUACGUCGAACUCUACAAAAGUCGCCGAAGCACUAGGUGGUGUGAAGAAAGCAUUACCAAUCUUAUCUAAAGAAGGUGCAGAAUCUGAGAAGGUCUUGGGAAUGUUAUGGCAACCGCCGGAUGAUAAUUUCGCAUACCGGUUGGAAUUUUAUAGAGUCGAUUCGUCAGUGAUCGAAGGCAAGCGCAUUCCCACCAAAAGAGAAUUAUUGAGCAUAGUAAUGUCAAUAUUCGACCCGUUGGGAUUCCUCAGCCACUUUACUAUCUCCGCAAAGUUGGUGUUACGCGAGCUCUGGAAGCGAAGUAUUGGUUGGGACGAACCAGUUCUCAACGAAGUCAAUGCUAUGUGGAGCGUCUUUCGUAAGCAAUUGCUGACAGUUGUUGAGUGCAGAGUCCCGCGCCACUAUUUUCAAAUGGGUCCAUCUAGGAAACUACAGCUGCACGUAUUUGUAGACUCCAGCGAGAACGCAUUCAGCGCAGCAGCUUACUGGAGAUCGGAGAAUAUGAAUCACAUCAUCGAGGUGUCGCUUGUCUAUGCCAAGACUAGGAGCGCACCCAUUAAGCCGCUCACUAUUCCCCGACUCGAGCUACAAGCAGCUGUGUUAGGAACUCGCAUGAUGAAUACAAUAAUAAGUGAACAUAGCGUUCGAGCCAACCGAUGUGUUAUGUGGAGUGAUUCAAGAACGGUUCUUAAGUGGUUAUCUAGCAAACACCGCCGCUAUAAACCGUUCGUGGCACACAGGAUAGCGGAAAUUCUCGAUGUCAGUAAGCCGUCCGAUUGGAGAUGGGUUCCGACGAACCAAAACGUGGCUGACGAGGCAACGCGACCCAACAAGACAAUAAAUCUCAGUCCUUCGUCCCGCUGGUUCACUGGACCUGAGUUUCUAUACAAUAACGAGCAAAUCUGGCCAAAGGACGCUGACGUCGCUGAUGUAGCUGAAGAUGACGAGGAAGAGAUUCGCACAAAAUUUGCCUUUAUUGUCGUGAGUAGUAAUGUUCUAAACUUUAAUAGAUUUUCUUCGUUUACCAGAUUAAGAAGAGUAGUUACCUGGGUGAUACGGUUUUUCUACUAUUGCCGGAGAAGAAUCGGUUCAUCGCAGACCAAUGGGUUGAAAGCAGCGGAGCUUGCAGAAGCGGAUCAUUUACUAUGUCGCCUAGUGCAACGAGAAUCCUACGCCAGUGAGCUGAAGCAGAUCGAGAGCGGAAAUUCUCUGCCCUCCGAUAACCGUUUGUGCACAUUGUCUCCUUUCAUUGAUGACAGAGGAAUUCUCCGAGUAUACAGUCGCCUUGACGCCGUCAGUUGGUUGUCGUUGCGCAUGCGCACAUCAUGAUGAUUCACCAAAAUAUCGAAGCAACAAUUUGUGAAGUUCGAAAAAAGUACUGGGUUCCUAACUUAAGAAGAGUUCUGCGUGGAAUUAUCGCGAAACCUGCUCCGCCAAUGAUGGGUUUAUUGCCUGAAGACCGGAUCACACCCUACGUUCGACCCUUCACGUUUACGGGCUUGGACUAUUUUGGCCCUGUUAGUAUAACGAUCGGACGUCGAACCGAGAAGCGGUGGGUGGCGCUGUUCACGUGCCUGUCAAUACGCGCUAUUCACCUCGAAGUCGCAUAUGACCUUUCAACAGAUGCUUGCAUUUUAGCUAUGCGUAAUUUUAUGAAUCGCAGGGAUGUCCCAAAAAGAAUUCGUACGGACAAUGGCAAGAACUUCGUGGGAGUAGCAGGCGAAGUUGCGCGCUUUGUAGAUGUGUUUGACUGCCAGUCGCUGCAAGCGGAAUUGUCCACUAAAGGGGUAGAAUGGGUCUUUAAUUGCCCGGAAAACCCAUCAGAAGGCGGAGUCUGGGAGCGAAUGGUGCAAUGCGUCAAGAAGGUCUUGCGGCCUACAUUGAAAGAUCUUGCACCGAAGGAGCAUACAUUCCAAAGCUUGCUCAUCGAAGCACAAAACGUGGUGAACUCGCGUCCGCUAACGCACUUACCUAUCACACCAGAGCAAGAAGAACCGCUGACGCCAAAUCAUUUCUUGCUUGGUUGUGCUAACACGAGUUGCGUGGAACCACCCGAAUAGCUAGACAACUUCGAGAUCGGUUUUGGAAAAGAUGAGUUGACGAAUAUUUACCUACACUAACGCGACGUACGAAGUGGUGCAUGCCAACGGAGAUUGGCGCUUUGGUGUUUAUCUGUGAUCCUAAACUACCAAGACGAGAAUGGCGGCGUGGUCGAGUGUUGCGAGUAUUUCCAGGCAAGGACGGCGAGAUUCGUCGAGCAGAGGUGACUACGGCAACUGGUCUAGCUUAUCGACCAGUAUCCAAGUUGGCGGUCCUAGAUCUGGUUGAUGGUGAAUCUGUUUCGAUUCACGGGGGUGGGGGUGUUGUAAAUUAAAUGUUUUAUGUUUCUUUUAUUUACGUUUCAUCAUUUCCUGUAAUAGAUUUAAGAAAUAUUUGUUAGCUGUUAACCCUACGUCUUUGCAACCCUAUGCUUGACGUUUUACUCUCGCCGUUGUUUGCUGGAGCCGUUAGUUCGUUGCUAUAAGUCUAUAAAUUAGCUCAUCUCUAAAAACGGGAAACAUUCUACAAUUUUCUUAAGCGGCGCAAGCAUAUGGAGCACAAACUGAGAAAUAAACCUUCCUUUCAAAUACUGCGUCG